CCCUGGAUGGCUUUUGUUUUGCCUGCUCCCCAUUUGGGCCAAAUAUGCAGGACAGGAACUGUUGACAAAUAAGUGAUGAAACUCUCCAAAAAAAUGGAGGCAAAGAAAGACUCUGGAAGAAGAUUGCGCUGCAUCGGCCGAAGGAGGUACGAUGAGAACGAGGACCUCUCGGACGUGGAGGAAAUCGUCAGCAUCAGGAGUUUCAAUUUGGAAGAGAAAUUAAAGAGUAAAAUGUACCACGGGGAUUUCGUGCAUGCCAUGGACGGCAAAGAUUUUACUUUUGAGUAUGUGCAAAGAGAAGCUCUCAGAGUUCCCCUCAUCUUCAGAAAUAAGGAUGGACUGGGAAUUAAAAUGCCUGACCCGGAUUUCACCGUUAGAGAUGUGAAGCUAUUAGUGGGAAGCCGCCGGAUCGUGGAUGUGAUGGAUGUGAACACACAGAGAGGAGUGGAGAUGAGCAUGUCUCAGUUUGUGAGAUACUAUGAAACCCCAGAGGCCCAGCGGGAGAAGCUCUACAACGUCAUCAGCCUGGAGUUCAGUCACACCAAGCUGGAGAACAUUGUCAAGCGCCCCAACGUGGUGGACUUAGUCGACUGGGUGGAUAAUAUGUGGCCACAGCACUUGAAGGAGAGACAGACAGAUGCUACCAAUGCUAUUUCAGAGAUGAAAUACCCCAAAGUAAAAAAGUACUGUUUGAUGAGUGUGAAAGGAUGCUUCACUGAUUUUCAUAUUGAUUUUGGUGGCACUUCAGUGUGGUAUCACGUUUUCCGUGGGGGGAAGAUCUUCUGGCUGAUUCCACCUACUCUGCAGAAUCUAGAACUUUAUGAAGAAUGGGUUCUCUCAGGAAAGCAGAGUGAUAUCUUUCUGGGAGACAGGGUGGAACGGUGCCAAAGAAUUGAGCUGAAACAAGGCUACACGUUCUUCAUUCCUUCAGGGUGGAUACACGCGGUUUAUACUCCAGUAGAUUCUCUGGUGUUUGGUGGAAAUAUCCUGCAUAGCUUUAAUGUUCCCAUGCAGCUUCGCAUCUAUGAAAUUGAGGACAGAACAAGGGUGCACGCCAAAUUCCGGUAUCCUUUCUACUAUGAAAUGUGCUGGUAUGUUCUGGAGAGAUACGUGUCCUGUGUGACCCAGCGCUGCCACCUCAGCAAAGAGUACCAGAAAGAAUCAAUGUUAAUUGAUGCAAAAAGAAAACGCAGCACAGACAGCUACUCAUCAGAUUCGUGGUUAGACAUGGAUGAAGAAUCUUGUGAUGCCCAUCUCCAGGAGGAGAAGGAUGACAGCUUGGAUAAGAACUCCAAAUCCUUGGUGGAUGGCUCCUCCUCACCCAACAGCACACACUCAGAAGGGAAGGAGGCUGCAGGGAGGAAACAAAAAGCCACAGUAAUGAGGUACCUAAAAAGAACUUUGUCUAAUGAGUCAGAUGACAGUGUAAAAUCAACGACCCCUACGGACUAUCCCAAAACACCCACGGGGUCUCCAGCUACAGAAGUUUCAACCAAAUGGACUCACCUCACAGAAUUUGAACUGAAGGGUUUAAAAGCCCUGGUGGAAAAGCUUGAAUCUCUCCCAGAGAACAAGAAGUGUGUUCCAGAAGGCAUUGAAGACCCGCAGGCUCUCCUGGAGGACAUGAAGAACAUACUGAAGGAACAUGCUGAUGAUGACCAAAAUCUUGCCAUUUCGGGUGUCCCUGUGGUCAGCUGGCCCAAGAAGACCACAAAGAACAGGGCAGUCGGGCGGCCCAAGGGGAAGCUGGGCGCUGCCUCUGCGGUGAAGCUCGCGGCCAACCGGAGCACGGCGGGCGCGCGGCGGCGGAGGACGCGAUGCCGCAAGUGCGAGGCGUGUCUGCGGACAGAGUGCGGAGAGUGCCACUUCUGCAAGGACAUGAAGAAGUUCGGGGGGCCCGGCAGGAUGAAGCAGUCCUGCAUCAUGAGGCAGUGCAUAGCUCCGGUGCUGCCUCAUACUGCUGUGUGUCUGGUGUGUGGAGAAGCUGGGAAAGAGGACACUGUGGAAGAGGAGGAGAGCAAGUUUAAUCUCAUGCUAAUGGAAUGCUCCAUUUGUAAUGAAAUCAUACACCCAGGAUGCCUUAAGGUGAAGGAAUCGGAUGGUGUGGUUAACGAUGAGCUGCCGAACUGCUGGGAGUGUCCAAAGUGCAACCACGCAGGGAAAACUGGAAAAGCGUACAAGCAAAAGCGCGGACCAGGAUUUAAAUACGCAUCAAAUCUCCCGGGCUCGUUGCUGAAGGAGCAGAAAAUUAACAGAGACAACAAGGAAGUGCCAGAUGCUGCCAAAAGGAAAGGGGACUGCGAGGAGACUCCCAGGCGGAAAUCGGAAGAACAUUCCAAAAAGGCUCCAGUUGACUCAAUCCUGAGGAGAAAAUCUGACGAGGUGCAUCUGUGGAGAAAACGGAAAUUCGAGAAAUCCCAGGAACCCACGAUGAGAAAGCGGCGGCGAUCGUGGAAGGCCCCGGAUGACCGAACUGCCAUGAUCAAACCCCUGCGGCGCCUCAAGCAGGAGCCCGAGGAUGAGCUGCCAGAAGCACCCCCCAGGUCCAAGGAUAGCGACCAGUCUCGCUCCAGCUCGCCCACAGCCGGGCCCAGCACGGAGGGUGCCGAGCCCAGGGACAAGAAGAAGUUCAAGAUGAGGAGGAAAAGGCGGCUUCCCAAUAAGGAACUGAGCAAGGAGCUCAGCAAAGAGCUUAACCAGGAGAUCCAAAAAACCGAGAACAGCCUUGCCAAUGAGAACCACCAACCCAUCAAAUCUGAACCGGAGAGCGAGAACGAGGAACCCAAGCGUGCGUUGAACAACAGCGAGAGACUCCAUAGGUUCAGCAAAGGGUUGAACGGGACUCCCCGGGAGCUGAGGCACCACCAGCUCAUGCCCAGCCUGCGCAGCACCCCCCGGGGAAUAGCCCGGCCCCCGCCCUCGCUGUCGCCCCCCAAGUGCAUCCAGAUGGAGCGGCACGUUAUCCGGCCACCUCCCAUCAGCCCCCCUCCGGACUCGCUCCCCCUGGAUGACGGGGCAGCCCACGUGAUGCAGAGGGAAGUCUGGAUGGCUGUCUUUAGCUACCUCAGUCAUAGAGACUUGUGCAUCUGUAUGAGAGUUUGCAAGACCUGGAACAGAUGGUGCUGUGACAAAAGAUUAUGGACCAAAAUAGAUUUAAACCAUUGUAAAUCCAUCACUCCACUUAUGCUUAGUGGCAUUAUUAGGAGACAGCCUGUAACCCUUGAUCUUAGCUGGACAAAUAUAUCUAAAAAGCAGCUGAGUUGGCUUAUCAACAGACUGCCAGGUCUGCGGGACCUGCUGUUAUCAGGGUGCUCAUGGAUAGCAGUGUCGGCACUUUGUAGCUCCAGUUGUCCCUUGCUGCGAACUCUGGACGUGCAGUGGGCAGAAGGACUGAAAGACGCACAAAUGAGAGACCUCCUGUCCCCGCCCACGGACAACCGGCCAGGCCAGAUCGACAACCGGAGCAAGCUACGGAACAUCGUGGAGCUGCGCCUGGCCGGGCUGGAUAUCACGGAUGCUUCGCUGCGGCUGAUCAUCAGGCACAUGCCCCUGCUCUCCAAACUCAAUCUCAGUUACUGUAACCACGUGACAGAUCAGUCUAUUAACCUGCUGACCGCCGUCGGAACCACCACGCGGGAUUCGUUAACAGAAAUUAAUUUAUCAGACUGCAAUAAGGUCACUGACCAGUGCCUGUCCUACUUCAAACGUUGUGGGAACAUCUGCCAGAUCGACCUGAGGUACUGCAAGCAGGUGACGAAGGAGGGCUGUGAGCAGUUCAUAGCGGAGAUGUCCGUAAGUGUCCAGUUUGGGCAGGUGGAAGAAAAACUUCUGCAAAAACUGAGUUAGUUAAAGGACUCGUGUAAAUACUGGGGCGAGGGGGGGAAGGGACUAAGAACACGUAGGGAUUUUAUUUUCAAUUGGGAACUUGGAAUAUCAGAAAAUGCCGUGAUUGGAUUUUACAACUCUUGUUGAGGAGAGAACAACGUGAAACUACCCAUGUUAAGAAUUUCAACUUGUGCCACUAAUUCAGUCCACCUGGGAUGUCCUGCACUGGCUCUUAUGCAAAUUCAUAAGGCGACUGUUACCGAUGAUAAUUGUUCACACCCUGGAAGAGGACUGAGCUCCAAGAAAUACUGUUAUUUAAAGUACCACAGCAUGUGCUUGGUAGUGUAAAUUUGAUUUCUGCUUUUCAUUUCUUAAAACAAGAAAAAAAAAAAAGUUGGUGUCAUUUAAGUGGACCACGCACUGCAUUUCUGCCUUCUUAACACGUUUUGUUUUGUUACAUCUUACAUUAUGCAGAACUAUUUUUGUACAAAAAUUGUUUAAAAAUUAUUUAUGCAAUGUUUGAAUGCAUUACCAGUGUUUUGGUUUUGAUUGCCAAUUUUUAUCUUUACUUAUGGUAGGCGAGAACUUAACCUAUACUUCGUAGGCAGUAUCUAUCUACAAACGUGCCCAGGUCAGGAAAAGUAGGUUCAUACUUUCAACUUAAAGCAUGUUUUAAUGGAAGUUUAUAUCCUGCUUUGUAUACUUCAGAAGUGACAUAAGCAUGUUGUGGAAAUAAGGUGUAAAUUAUAGUUGAAGUAAAACACUUUUAUCUGUAUAGAAAUCACCUUUUUCUCAAAAUUUUAAAAAAAUUCCAAUUUCAGCUUUUGCACAUAGGAGGGUUUCACUCUGUAGCAUGAGCUCUUGUACUCAAUAUAAAAUUAAUUUAUACAGUGAGUCCAGCAGUAGAAUAAAUGGUCAAACGUAGUCUCUCUUUCUUUGAAGUGUGAGUUGAGUUCUCAUUUAAGGUUUAUAACAUGGUUAUUUCCUGAUUGUAAAAUUCUGCAUUCAUAAGUGCCAUUGUUGUACGGUGUUGUUUUCGUAGACCUUCCUGAUGCAGUUUUACCUUUGUUGAAUUUGUAUAAACAAUUGUACAAAAACA
This is a messenger RNA of Parus major (Great Tit), 4924 nucleotides long. RefSeq names its product lysine demethylase 2B (gene KDM2B). Lineage: Eukaryota; Metazoa; Chordata; Aves; Passeriformes; Paridae. Gene Ontology annotation, biological process: regulation of transcription by RNA polymerase II; protein demethylation. The transcript has 21 exons. Gene Ontology annotation, molecular function: protein binding; DNA binding; transcription coregulator activity. The record is from RefSeq and is a predicted model, not a curated record. Bases 76 to 3846 code for a protein of 1256 amino acids.